Molecule: messenger RNA, 2358 nt
Organism: Aureobasidium musti
Lineage: Eukaryota; Fungi; Ascomycota; Dothideomycetes; Dothideales; Saccotheciaceae
Source: the annotation of a GenBank genome assembly
AUGGCGACUCGGAGCAAAGUGCGCGCGUAUGUGCAGUGGAAGGACAGCAGCGUGUUUGCUGGCGAGGAGAUUGAAUGCAUCAUCAGCUUCAGGAACACCUGCGACGACGACGACCACCAAGCUCCUGACGACAGCACGACCGCGUCCCGUCACAAGCCUGCUCAAAGACAGCGUACCGUAACACACUCGACCCAUCAGCUGUCGACUGCUCCCUCGGUCGCUCCCUCGGUAGCCGGCUCGAGGACGCCGUCACAUCGACCGACUCUCUCCCUGACCGUCUAUCCUCCGCCAACAAGCGCCCAUGCCAGAGUUCCCAGCCAUGCCGCCAGCAAUACUACCACGACAAGUGCGCGCCAUGCCCCGACCCAUGGCCGUUCUCUGUCCAUCAUUUCCAUGGGUAGCGACAAAGCUGCCACGACCAAUUCCAUGAACUCGCGUCGUCCUCCUGCUCGUGGCCAUGGUCGUUCGGCCAGUAUGCAGGUCUUGUCGCGCACACCCUCAUACCAAACCCCGUCCUUGUCUUUCAGCUCGUACAGAAAUCCCUCACCAUUACAAGACCACCAUCCACCCUUGACACGACGUACUUCGGGCAUCCGCACCGCCCCUGGCACUCCUGCCUUCAAUUUCCCUUCGCCUACCACUGCUCAACCUUCCUCUGCAAUAAACACUUCUCCUCAGAGACCUCCUUCCGCCUCCCACAUCAUGCCUCCACCGCGACAUCCAUCCGCCUCCUCUGCCUCUUUUCCUCCUCCCGAAUUCUCCUUCCCCCUCGAAUCUCCUGCUACUUCAAGAAGGCCUUCUCCUGCUCUGGGUCGCGCUCCUAUGCCCGAGUUCCAAUUCCCUCCGAGAAGUCCCGCUCCCCAUCAAAGGCCGCCUCACCUUCCCUCUCCAAAACUACCAGACGUAUUGCCCUCGCACGCCAAUCCGCUAUCACGCAUUAUAUCCGAAUCUGGCGCCAACGACACUCCUCGCACAAGCAGUGACUUCUAUUCACUUACGAAUCACUCGUCCGAGACUGUCUCCUCCGAUGCAGCUCUACCACCCACCAGCAGGAUACUCCCAAAACCAAUCAAUGGACGUAAUCAACCAAUCGCACCCACUAGCAUGCCUAGAAGCAAAGAACCAGAAACAUUGAUGAUGGGAUACGUCCAAACUAUGGGUUCCUUCAUUCUUGAUGGCUCACUGGUAAAUCAAGCUCCUUUCGAGGACGUCAAAAGAAAAGGUGUUGUGGGUGGCCAAGGAGGCGGUGGUGUUGUAGGCGUCGAAAAGUCAAAGCGAGAGAGUCGUAUGUUUGGCUUUGGUUGGGGCAACAUAGGCGAAAGUCUAGGGGGUCUUCUGGGUGGUGGUGAAAUGAGCAGCAUCAAGGAGAUGCGAACCGUGGCAAGCUCAAAAACCAUCCCACUGCUCAGCACACCUCAAUCUAUCCUCUUCGUUGAUCUACGGCUCGCUCCGGGUGAGACCAAGAGUUACUCAUAUCGCUUCCGCCUACCACGAGGACUGCCACCCUCUCAUAAGGGACGAGCUAUCAAGGUGCAGUAUCAUCUGACUCUCGGUAUUCAAAGGCCUGGCGGUAAGCAGCAGGUCAAGCACAUAGAGAUUCCCUUUCGCGUGCUUGGCAGCGUCAACAGUAAGUUCAUGAAAGAAGCGAUAGAUAUGGCUAUCCUGAGGUCGAACAUAUCUUCUGGAUCAUCAGACCAGCUCACGCAAUCUAGCAAUCGAUUUACCAUUGCUCGUGGCGGUCAAUUUGUCGCUAUAAUAACAAUCGUACGGCCAGCCUACCGCUUGGGCGAGAUCAUCACCGGCAUCAUCGACUUCACCCCACCAACAUCUGAGCUCGAAUCAGCGACAGACCAGAUCCCGAGCUAUGGAAUCAACGUGUGGCUGGAAACAACCGAACGCGUAGACCCGAGUCUGGCAUUGCGAUCAUCGUCCUCGGUGCAGCGAGCAACGAAGAAAACACAUGCUCAUGUUAGCGAGAACGUGCUUUUUGCUCAGAAGGUGUCUUUCAGACUUGAAAUCCCUACCACAGCCACGCCUACAUUCGAGACCACGGGUGUCCAAUUGGAUUGGAGGGUCAGGGUCGAAUUUGUGACCUCCCGAGUACGACCAAAGGCAGCUAGUGGAUUGGGCAUUGAAGAGAAUGCGACAGAUGGCGCGGAAGAAGAGCCUGCAUUGGCAGAGGCAAGAGAAAAUGAUCUGCUGGAAGAAGUUGGCAGGGAUGAGAGAGGUGUUGUGAGAAUCGCANAAGAAAGACUAGUCGCCGAGACAUUCGAAGUCGCUGUGCCCAUACGGGUGUAUGGUGUCACUGGUACAGAAGUCGACAGGCACGAAGCUGAGACUGACGGUCUGGAAGUCUGA